AUGUCUGGUACUACAGCAACUUCAAACGCCAGCUCGUCCAGCGCGCCUGUCAUCCAGGACAAGAUGGAUUACCCUUCCCUUGCUGAAGGCCAUGCAGAACCUACCGUGGCACACGUAAAGGUGGUGGGUCUCGGUGUGAAUGUGUAUGGUCUUAAAGAGGCCUGUGAACAACAAAAGCCUCUGACUAUGAUGAUUGCCGCGCAUGGGAGGAUGAACUCGCAAAAGAACAUGAAGUACUUUGCUCAGGGGAUCCUGGGAGAAGUUGCCAAGAAAGACGAGACGCACAAGAAGCGUAAUCUGGUCGUUGUCACACUCGAUCAACGAAACCAUGGCGAGAGAAUAGUCGACAAGACGGCGAACUUGUCUUUUGACCAAAAUCCUCGUCAUCUUAUCGAUAUGGCGGCCACUAUUCGUACGUCUUUGAUCAAGAAGCAACGAACCUGUACCGCGCUAACGUGUAAUUUAUCAGAGGGCGGUGUUCACGAUAUUCAAUUACUGAUGGAUUUCUUGCCGGCAUACCUCUUUCCCCACGGAGAGCUGACAGUGGAGGAGUGGGUCAUCACUGGUAUAUCGCUCGGAGGUCAUGUCACUUGGAAGCUUCUCCACGACGACCCCCGCGUCCAGAUUGGUAUACCCAUCAUCGGCCUCCCAUUCGAGUCCCUCCCCAAAUACCUCGGCGCCCGCGCUCUCAACAACGGCCUCACCUGGGGCCCUCCCACCUACCCUCCUUCUCUCCAACGAAUGAUCGAACCCUUCCGCGAUCUCACCUUCGAGCAGAAAGCCUACUCGGGAAAGAAGAUCCUCACCAUGCACGGUAAAGAGGACAAGCUCGUCCCGUUUGGACAGGGUGAAGGGGACAUCAAGCAGAUUGAGGACUGGGCGGAACAUGGGACAGAGAAGGGCGGGAUCUGCGCGAUUGAUGUGCAGGAUAAUGUGGGACAUGUGUGUACGGUUCAGAUGUUGAAGAAGGCCGCAGAAUGGACGUGGAGGUAUGCUCUGGUGGACGAAGAGGUGGGUGCGGAUAGUGCCCUGAAGGAGUUUUUCGGCAAGGGCAACUUGUAA
Molecule: messenger RNA, 1062 nt
Organism: Cryptococcus wingfieldii CBS 7118
Lineage: Eukaryota; Fungi; Basidiomycota; Tremellomycetes; Tremellales; Cryptococcaceae
Exons: 5
Coding region: 1-1062 (353 amino acids)
Source: RefSeq, a predicted model, not a curated record